AUGUCUCGAGCUGGAAAAAGAAUCAAGCUUGAACCAAAUUUUCGCUCAAAUGGAAGUCAAAAAGAAGAUAAACAUCCUCUUUACUCAGGACAGUUUAUGACCUCAAGCAUUGAUAAUGAUCCUGAGCCAAUGGAUGUUCCAUGCCCAUCGCCUAUUCCUAAUGCUACUGCACAAAGUUUACCUUUUCUUAAUGAUACAUCACAAGUUGAACAAGAAAAACGAACAGAAAUCAAUGGUCAAUUCCCAAGCUUGUAUAAUCUUUUACGUGUUAUCAAUACAGGCUACCGAUCAAAUUUAACAUCACCAAAAUGGAAAAAUUUUCGUGGUCCACGUAUUAAAUGUGAAGAUAAAAUUCGUUUAAAUAAUAUUAUAUGGCGAACAUGGCAUCAGCAAUAUGUUCGAAAUAUGAAAAAAGUUGUUUGUCAAUUUGUAUCCCCAUUAGAUACUCUUGUUCUACCGACACAAUUAACACAACAAUCGAAACAACAGAUAAUAAAUAGUUUAAAAGGCGAAUAUAUUAAAUGGAGACAAAAUUCAAAGAUCGCAUUACGAAAAUUUGACAACGAUACACAAAGUGACGAAGUAAAAAAACUUUGGGGAAAUGUUAGUCAAAGUUACACACCCAAAAUUACUCAAAACCCUCAUCGGAAUGCAACACCGCCACCAGAAUGCUAUAGUUUGUUUGAUGAAUUUGAUUUAAUUGAAGAUCAAUUACUUUUUUCAACAACAAAUGUAUUCAAUGAUAAAGAUGCUGACAAUCCAUUCUCAGGUCUUGGUGGAAAUCCGGAUUUGUAUCAGCCGGUCAUGGGCCAAUGUCUUUUUGAUUUCAAUUCGUUACUUGAUGGUUUAGAUCAAACAAUGAUGAAUGAUCCAUUUAGUAUUCGAUAUAAUAAUUACAAUCCACAACCAUUAAAUAAUUAUCAAUCACACCCAGAUUUUACAUUAAAUCUACCACCACAAUCACAACAAUCUUUAAAUGAAUUUCCAAGAUUAGUUACUCCACCAACGGAACAUGCAAAUUUAUCGAUUGAACAUCAAAAAAACAUUCUCAAUCGAAAUACUACUAAUAUGAAUGUCAAUCAAUUAACUUCAAUGAAUAUUUAUAAUAACAAUCAUUACGAACCAUUAACACCUCAGACACUUCCAUUUGAUACCUAUCCAUCGCGAACUUUAUCUAAAUCUAAGAAUAAUAAUACAACUAGCAAACAAAUCAUACCAACAACAUCCAAUGUUAUGAUGAGCACACCGCAAACAACUUUAAGUUAUUCAUCGACUUUAAUAAAUAAACCAACAUCAUCAACAUUAGUUAAUCUUCUUAAUCAGAAACGACCAGCAUCAUUAUUAGAGCAAGCUGUAUCAAAUAAUUCAUCAUUAAAAGAAAAAUCUAUAACACCAGGAAAACAAGCAAGAAAACAAUCACAGAACAAAACACAAACAAAACGUCUUCUAUCCUUAAAUGAGGAUAUACAACAUAUGCCAAAUCCAACUCAAACGAUGUUAAAUUUUCCUUUAACUCGUAAAGCUCGAAUGCAACAACGCUCAACAUCUCGUUUAAUCUCUGAAGAUAUACCGUUGAAUAUGCCACAACAAUUUAAUAGUACAACAUCAUCUUCAUUAACUAGUCAACAAAAAUCAGCAACAUCUGGAGAUACGUCCUUCUUAAAUAAUGACAUGUUAGCCAAUACCUCUCCUUCGUCAAAUUCAAGUUGUGGACAAAAUGCUGAAAAUAAACGUCGCCGAAAUAUAAAAAAUGGUUUUGAAAGUCUUCGUACACUCAUACCAGAACUCUGCGAUCAAUCGAAUGUUAAGAUAAGCAAAGCUCAAAUGCUUGAUUUUACCGCAAAUCAUAUUCAGCGAACAAUUGAUUUGCGUGAUAAAAUGAAAACGGAAGUUGAUUCAAUACAACAUGAAAAUGAACAAUUACAACAAAAAAUAGCACAAUAUCAAUCAAGUUUACCUGUUGAUGGCAUUCCUGUAAUACAGCCAACACGGCGAUCUCGUGAAGCAUCAUAUGCACUUUUUCAUCAAUAUGUAGCGGAGCGUACGAAAAAGAGUUGGCAAUUCUAUCCGUAUUCAUUAGUUCUAAAACGAAUAUUUGAUACAUUUCAAAAUACUGUAACCUGUGAUUCACCUGAAGAAUUUACGCGUUCGUUAAAUGAAUGGAAAACGAAUUCUCUUAAUCUAGCACAAUUACGUCAAGCAGCGUCACAAGCUGUUAUUGAUAUGGGACGCGUUACAUCGAUAAUCACAUCACCUGAACGCGUACCUGAUGAAUGUGUUCGCUUGGCGGCUAACGACAGUCAAUGA
Molecule: messenger RNA, 2307 nt
Organism: Rotaria socialis
Lineage: Eukaryota; Metazoa; Rotifera; Eurotatoria; Philodinida; Philodinidae
Source: the annotation of a GenBank genome assembly